AUGGACCAAGAUUCCAACUACUCAUAUGAGGAGCAAGAUGCGGCUGCCAUCUCAUCACCGCGGGCCAAGAUGAAGGAAGAGGUUUCCGAAAGAGUAGCAAAUACAGAACUGAGCACUAGAUAUGAAGAUGAGCUUGAACGGCCUGCCAGUGAUGAAAGCGAUUACGUUGGAGAAGACGAAGAAGAAGAUUUUUCAUCAGCCGCGGAAAGCGAAGGCCAAGAGCUGCGAUCGCAGCUAAAGAGACCCCUGGAUGAUGCAGUUCCUAUCUACAGGCCUUUCAAACGGCAAAGAGGAGAACUGAACCUUGAAUACUUGGAGCUUCUCAACAAGGAGAUCCAAGAUGCCGCGCAGCAGAUCUCCUUUGGUGACCUCAAGCUUCUCUCAGCGAGCCAUAUCGGCCUCACUCACUGGUCUACGGCUGAAAAGCAAAACUUUUUCGAAGCGGUAGCACGCCUCGGGAAAUAUGAUCUCCCUGGCAUCGCCACCAAAAUCGGAAGCAAGAGCGUGGCCGAGGUUAACCACUACUUGGGGAUUCUCCAAGAAGGCAGCGAAUCAAGGCGGCAGCAGGGGGAUCGCACCAGCUUGGAGCUUGCAGAGUAUCCUGCUGCUGUGGAGGUUAGCCAACAGUGCUGCCGUGCGGAAGAAGAGGCUGCAGAUGAGAUCUCGCUUAAGCAAGAAGCGCGCGAGGAGAUUCGCGAGCGCAAUCGAUGGGAAGAUGUAUGGGAUAUCACACCGAAAGUUGCUAGAAAACUCAGCAGAGCUAUUCAUAAGCAGGACGAAAACUUGGCCGGUAUUCCACAAUUUGCUCAGCUAUUUCACUCUUCGACCUGGCUAGAACUUUCUGCGCGGAUAUUCAUGAACUCUUCGGUUCCGGGUAACAACUGGAAUUCCAUAGGGGGAGAACCACCGUCGAUGUGGGCGACUACUUUCGAAGACUUUCACUCGUUAACCGUAUCGGUCACUCGGAGGCUUGUUCAGACAUCCCUCUUUAUAGCAAUGUCUAGGAUCAGAUCGAAGAACGCGUCGACAAAGAAGGUUAGAGACAUGGUACAACAACAAGAUGUUGAAGCAGCCAUUUCCUCUCUAAAUAUGGCCUCGAAGGCGAACGAAUCAUGGGUUGGCAGUGCUCGAAGAUUACGCCUGGAUGUUUACGAGAACCCCCCUGAAGGAGAUGAGGAGUUUGAUGAAGAGCGCAUGGCAUAUGAUGAGAUAGAGAGAGCUUUAUCCUGCGAGAACACUGUUGCGCCUGGAGAGCAAGCGCAGCCAGAGACCCCCUUUUCCACUCAGCUGAGUGAAUUUGAAGAGGAAGACGACGAGUUGUCGGAUUUACCAUCCGAAUCAAGCAGGUCUCCAUCCCCUACAAAUGAAGAAGAGCGGCAGAUCGACAUGGAGGCAGUGGAAGUCUUGGAGCACUCCGCCAUGGGCAUCCGAACCAAUAAUGCUACAAGAAAGGCUCUUAAGGCGUUUAUAGCCACGGAUCGGCAACUGGAGAGACAAGCUGAAGACAUCGACCAAUAUGCCAGCUACAAAGCAGAGAUUGAAAUGUGGAACAUUUUGCAAAAGAAGCCGCCCAUGGACUUGCCUAAAACGCAUGAUCCCGGCCCGGUGAGGCGAUCGAACCAGAGCUUGGAUAGCUUUUACCCCAGCGGACGGGAAUGGGCGCGCAAGUUGGCGUAUUACAGCGAAUGGGAGACUCUGCCAGUGCCUGACGCGACAUUGAAACCAAGGUCUACAGAAGAAGAGGUUGUAGUUAAGGAAGAAGCUGGGGAUGAGGGGGGUGAUGAAGCAGAGGAAGACGAAGAAGGCGAAGGCAAAGGAAAUGAAGCCGAUAGUGUAGAUGAUGAUGACGAGGAUGAGGAGAAUGACGAUAAUGAAGAGGAGGAGGAGGAGGAGGAGGAGGAGGAGGAAAGCAGUAAUAUAAAGCGAGAAUAG
This is a messenger RNA of Trichoderma gamsii, 1932 nucleotides long. RefSeq lists its product as hypothetical. Gene Ontology annotation, cellular component: RNA polymerase I upstream activating factor complex. The record is from RefSeq and is a predicted model, not a curated record. Lineage: Eukaryota; Fungi; Ascomycota; Sordariomycetes; Hypocreales; Hypocreaceae. Bases 1 to 1932 code for a protein of 643 amino acids. Gene Ontology annotation, molecular function: rDNA binding; RNA polymerase I general transcription initiation factor activity. The transcript has a single exon. Gene Ontology annotation, biological process: transcription initiation at RNA polymerase I promoter; nucleolar large rRNA transcription by RNA polymerase I.